This is a messenger RNA of Betta splendens (Siamese fighting fish), 4122 nucleotides long. RefSeq names its product homer scaffold protein 1b (gene homer1b). The record is from RefSeq and is a predicted model, not a curated record. Lineage: Eukaryota; Metazoa; Chordata; Actinopteri; Anabantiformes; Osphronemidae. The transcript has 6 exons. Gene Ontology annotation, biological process: regulation of store-operated calcium entry; G protein-coupled glutamate receptor signaling pathway. Gene Ontology annotation, molecular function: G protein-coupled glutamate receptor binding. Gene Ontology annotation, cellular component: dendrite; plasma membrane; cytoplasm. Bases 439 to 1011 code for a protein of 190 amino acids.
GCUGUGCGUUAUCAACUGGCUAAAUGAGGGUUGUCUUUCCCAGUUCAGGCAGCAAGGCUUCUCCACCCUUCCAGCGAGGAUCUGUAAUUUACACGACAACAACAAGGAGCCUGACGAACAUCUGCGCUGACGCCUGCGCUGGAUCCUCCUGCCGCGGCUGCCGCAGCUCCGUCGCCGAACGCCACCAGCGGCGAAGACGAUCCGACCGCCUCAAUCCGUGCCAUGUGUAGGAAGACACGUAUGUCUGAGUUGUCGCGGUGACAGCGCGGGGGGGAUGGAGCAGGUGUCAUCGAAUUCCUUCAGACGCACCGCCGGUGAUUCAGGGGAGGCUGCCGUGUAGAGAGACCUUCAUACGCAGCAGUCCGCGCGGGAGCCUCGUUUUUAUUGCAAGCGCAAAGGAUCCGCGAUCAGGUGUCGCCUUUCGUUCCGACCACAACAAUGGGGGAGCAGCCCAUCUACAGCACGCGGGCCCACGUCUUCCAGAUCGACCCCAACACCAAGAAGAACUGGCUGCCCACCAGCAAGCACGCCGUCACCGUCUCCUACUUCUACGACAGCACGCGCAACGUCUACCGCAUCAUCAGCCUGGACGGGACCAAGGCAAUAAUCAACAGCACCAUCAGUCCCAACAUGACGUUCACCAAGACCUCACAGAAGUUCGGCCAGUGGGCGGACAGUCGAGCGAACACGGUCUACGGCCUGGGCUUCUCCACGGAGCAUCACCUGGCCAAGUUUGCAGAGAAGUUUGCCGAGUACAAAGAAGCAGCACGUCUCGCAAAAGAGAAGAGUCAAGAAAAGAUGGAAAUGGCCACGUCUCCUUCUCAGGAGUCUCCUGGAGGUGAGCUCUCGUCACCUUUGACCCCCGUGACUCCGCCGAUGGAAAACAUCAACGGCACAGAUGAAAUGUGCGACACCACCCCCAACUCGGACGCGCGUCCCGAGCCGGCGCAGAACGCGCUGGCCUUCGCACACAGGGAGCAGUUUAAGCCUUGUCGGGUCUGCUCUUUCUAAUAGGGACGUCACAAGUCCCCACUACGGCGACAUUAGAACCACUCGAAACAAAAACUGUUCGGGCACAAACAUUCCGAAGGCUCGUCUUUACAAAAGCUGUUCACGAUCUGCUAACGAAUAAGUUAAAACUCCAGCGAGGAGGAAAAAAGUCAGUGCAAUAAAAUGACCGGACAUUUACACGUCACUUCCCACGGACCAGCAAAAGAUGUAAGCUUAAGUGUUUCUCAGGAAUGAGGAACUUUUUUAAUUAGUUUGUUUUGUUCAACCUGAGCAUGUUUGGUAAGGAAACAUUUCCUACUUCAGUGCAAUAAUAUCUUUUCAGAUGCAAAUUUUGGAUUUGACUUGGAUCUGUCUCCUCUAUGCAUGCACCACUACUGCUGUACAUGUUCCUGCUGUGUUUCUGUGCUUUUAACAACCGAAGGGGAUUUUUCAUAUGACUUGUGAUUGUUAGUACUGGUAUAUUGAGUAAUGUAGUGUAUUGUGUAAGAUAACGAGGUUCAGGUGUCCUGUAUAUAUGCUAAUGUGUAUAAUGGCUUGCUGAAAAGGUGUGGCUGUGAGGUCUGUCACAAAAAAGGUGUCGAUGAAGCAUUUAUAUAAGACUUAUAUAACAUGCAGUGGCUAGUGGGAGGCAGAGAAAGAGCAAGACAGACAGACACACUGAGGAAGCGUGUGUGUGUGUGUGUGUGUGUGUGUGUGUGUGUGUGUGUGUGUGUGUGUGUGUGUGUGUGUGUGUGUGUGUGUGUGUGUGUGUGUGCGUGUUUGUAUGUGUGUGUGUGUGUCAGACUGGGAGGAGAGAUAAUGGCAGAAAGAGAGGUGCAUUGUAUAAAGUCCAUAAUGACUCACUGGUACCUGAACAUCCACCGAAUGCAUGCACACUAGAAUAAAACAAGUGAACAGGAGGACGCGGACAAUGGUCAAUUGAAUAAGUGAAGUGUUUUUUUCUCUAGAAAGCAAAUGUUCUGUCCCAUCCACUGCCGCUUGUAGCCAACUGUACACACAGGUGUUUUCAUUUAUAAAAUCUCUGUAACUUCACUCAUUUACAUUAUUUCUGUGGCUGCGAUUCUUCUUAAUUAAAGAUAUCAAUCAAUUUCGUAUCAUCAUUCUUUUUUUUUUUGGUUACCCAACCAUUUGAGAGAUCCUUAGGAGCACUCGUAGAUGUUGGAUGGUCGGUGGAGGUGCAAAUGCUUAGAAAUCCCUGCCGCUGCAUGGUGAAUUGAGCUAGGUCCACAGAAAUGUGCAGUGAGAGCAGGAUGUAGCGAGGACACCCACCGCCUGCUGCAGCCCUGCUGCUGAUGUGUCUAUUAAUGCUGCGUGCGUGGGCGGCGGGGUCGCCUCUCGGCACUCGCCGCGGCGAGCGUGGACCUAACGAGCUCACGCCGGUCUCACAUUCUCUCUGAGGCAUAGGCAGAGAGGCCGGAUGCGAGGCUUAUCCACGUACCUUCUUUUUCUAACCUCUUUAUGAUUUAUUUGUCUUCGACUCAUCAGCUCACGCCCUUCGCCCUUUGUGAAAUAGCGCCACGCUCACGAGCAACAAGCAAAUAAAGUGUGUUCUGACAAUUAGUUUAACAGUGUGCAAGUGUGUUGCUUUAAAGCCGAAAGAAAGGAAGAAAUGUUUUCAUAGUGGUAUUUUUUGUGUCUCGUGCACAUUUUUAUCAAGACGCCUGAAGACACAGGCGUUUGCUGCGUUUGUCGUCUCUCUGAUGGGCUUAACGUGUCUGUCUGUAUCCGGCUGGGACUUAUCUCCGUAGCAUGAACGCCACGCCGCUGCUUGGCAGGGCUGUGUGGGCAGGUGUGUGUGGGUGCAGAGAGCAAAGCAACAAAAGGAUGAGACACAGCUGGAUGCAGGCUGGGAGGAUGGAGGCGUGCUUGGCAGGUCUGCGCCGGGCUUGUGUUGAAUGGUCUGCUUUGAGCGGGUGCUGGUGUGAAUGGUCUUGUAGUGUUGGUGGACGUGGGCGCCCAUCGAGGGCUCGUGUGGACAGAUGCAGCGCCCGCGUCGUACAUCGGGGUGCCGUGAGCGCAUUCUCUCCUCCGCUGCUGCCAUGGCAACUGCUCUGCCUCCCUGCUUCUUGAGAGGAGCUGUGAGGGGGAACGUCAGGAAAUGCCGGACGGCUGCUGAAAAGCCUUGUGUGUCGCACACAAGUUCACGCUUUGUGUUUGUCAACUUUAUUCACCCUGGACUUGAAUUGUCCUUGACAUUUUGAAAAUGCAGUGAAGCACGAAACAUGUCGCUGAUGUUUUAUUUGAGUCAUGGUGUGUUACAAGUGGUAUCCAAGCAAACAAAGAACUAAAACCAGACACCUCUAAAAACCACGUCCUGCUAUAACACGUUCUGUUGCUGUAAUGUUGUUUACAUGCUAAAACACAUGAAAGCAAACUCUUAUUUACACAAUACAGUUUUUCAGAAUAAAACUUGUAAUUUAGAGACAUGUUAAUUAAGCAAUACAAAAAAGCUGGACGGCUGCUUUAAAUAAAUCCAGCAAGUUAGCAACAUUGUGUAGCUUCUCUCACCAUCUUCAUCACCGUCAAUGAGCAGCCAACUUACCGUCCAUGUGUCUCCCACAGCUUGGGCUCUGCUCCGCUCCCCUCCGCCAGCUUUGUGCUCGGGCUGAACUCUCGCGCUCGCCUCCGUCCUCUGAUCCUCCGUCCGUCCGCCGCUCGCUCUCCGCCGGCGCUCCUCGUCCGUGCGCUUUUACCUCUUGACGUCUCUCCCGCUCCCCGAGCUGCCGUGUGGGGUUUGUGCGUGCGCCGCCUCGGUGACAGCCCCGCUCCAUGUGUGUACGUGUGCGGUGGUGUGUCGGUUGGCAUGUGUAUGUGUAGGAUGAAGCGUCUCUCUCUCUCUCUCUCUUCUCCCCCUCUCUCUCCUAUGCGUCAUGCACGCAGACACACUUGCACUCACGGAGGGGGUGGCUGUUGUGUAAGAACUGAAGGCGCCGUGGGAAACCUAAGGGAAUUAGAUCUGGGCUGUUUCACUUUCAUACGUGAGCGUGGGUGUUAAUGCAUAGUGGAGUAGUGCUGCAGUGUGCGAGCGUGUGUGUGUGUGUGUGUGUGUGUGUGUGUGUGUGUGUGUGUGUGUGUGUGUGUGUGUGUGUGUGUGUGUGUGUGUGUGUGUGU